CGGACCUUCCCGGACACCGUGGAUGCGGUGUAACACACCAAUAUGAUGCAUCUAUUGACUUCACGACCAAGAGAUGCUGCAGCAAUAUAUUCUACCACUUCGCUGACGCUCUAGAAAUUCCCUCUUGAUAUCAGGAAUGAUCUCUCUUUGCCUUUCAAAUGGCGGUGUCAUCAUCUAAUCCAGAGCCUCUGACCAUGGGCAACAGCACCAAAGAGUUCUCAACUCGAUCUGUGAUCGUCCUUGUCGGUGCUUUCUUUGCCAACUUUUGUACACUGGGGUUCCAAGAUGCAUUUGGUGUCUUCCAGGAAUACUAUAGCCAUCCACUUCUGCUGCUUGGUGGUUUUGGCACAUGUUUUGCCAUUUUCAUGGCUUCUCUGUGCAAUAGAUUAUAUGAGUUCAUACUCUCCCAAGGCGCUCUUCUCGGGGCGAGCAACGCCUUUCUCCUCUGUCCUCCUAUGGCGAUCGUCUCCCGACUCUUUGAUAAACACCGUGGAGCCGCAAUAGGUACCGCGGUCACUGGUGCUUCAAUUGGAGGUAUUGUUUGGCCUCUUAUGCUCGAUCAGCUUCUGAACAAGAAUGGUGUUAGUCUUGGCUGGGCGUUACGUACCGUCGGAUUCACGAUGUUGUCUCUCUGCAUUUUCAUUAUUCUGGUCACUCGAAUGCCCCAAGGGAUGAGAGAUGAUACCCAUGAUACUAUUCAGGCACCGGGCCAAGAAAAGAAUGCACCCAAUCAGGGACCGGAAGCUAAUGAGAUUGCUCAAGGGAAUGUGAAAAUUACGAAAAACCCAACCUUUUACGUGCUCUGUAUUGGGUUUAGCAUUGCCUGUUUUGGCAUAUACACACCCUCUAACUUUGUCUCUACCUACGCAGUCGACCGUGGUCUAUCAGCAAGUCUAUCAUUUUAUCUCGUGUCGAUUCUCAACGGGGCUUCCUUUGUGGGGAGACUGACUACAGGGCUUUUGGUUGACCGGUUUGGAAAUUUCAACUUGCUGUUCAUGAACACGGUAUUAUCUGGGAUAAUCUCCAUGUGUUGGACUAAGGCUACUACUCUAGCUGGGAUUAUCAUUUUCACGCUGGCAUAUGGAUUUAGCUCUGGUUCAUUUUACGGUUGCCAAAUUCCCUGUGCAGUGCAGCUGGCUCCUCCUGGAUCACAGGGUGCUGCGUUAGGGUUAAUCCUAGCUGCCCCUGCUAUUUCAAGCUUGGUCGGCCCUCCUAUCAGCGGAUAUUUGGUCAAACAUGGCUAUCUCGAUGUUUCCAUGUAUGCCGGCGCAACUCUACUCGCAGGUGCCUUGUUGAUUUUGUAUGCACGCUUCCGUCAGGCCCGCGAAGUAUUCGCCAAGGUUUGA
Messenger RNA from Aspergillus wentii DTO 134E9, 1346 nucleotides. RefSeq lists its product as uncharacterized. The transcript has 5 exons. Gene Ontology annotation, molecular function: transmembrane transporter activity. NCBI's taxonomy places the organism in Eukaryota, Fungi, Ascomycota, Eurotiomycetes, Eurotiales, Aspergillaceae. Bases 159 to 1346 code for a protein of 395 amino acids. Gene Ontology annotation, cellular component: fungal-type vacuole membrane. Gene Ontology annotation, biological process: transmembrane transport. The record is from RefSeq and is a predicted model, not a curated record.